AUGAAGGUACAUGUGGAGGGUAAACCCAUGUGUCAUAAAGACACAACUGAAAACAGCUGUUGCAAGAAAAGAGGCUCUGCGAACUGCCCCCGGAGUCUUUUCGCGGCUUUUUCAUGCCAUUUCGCCUUUGCAUUCUCUUGUUCCUGAAAUUCUUCCUUGAUGGUAAGUCUGAUCUGAAUGCUUGCUAGCCCUUCACAACAAGAACCAUUUUUCUAGAGACUGAAAAAAAAGAAAUUUUCUCGGACAAGACAAAAAAAAAUUGAUGCAAUAUAGCAAAGAAUCAGGAUUAAUAGAGGCGUCCUUUUCAAAAACUGAAAGUUUUUGCAGGCCUGCAAAUUUAUUCUUUGCAUGUAGUACAGUUUCGUAAAAGUUUUCGGCCGUACAAGGAAAUAAAACUUUUACUUGUAGUGUUGAAACUUUAAAGCUCUAAAAGAUGAGGAUUUGAGCUUUCUGUGAGCCGACCGUCGUAGAGACCAGCGUCCACAUCGAAAAGGUUGCGAACAUCGACUUUGACAAGCAGGUCCUUCAAACAACAACGAAAAAAAUAGGACCAAAGCUUUAAAAUUUAUUUCUCGAAAAUAACUCAAUCAUUAUUUUCUCAUCACUGUCCUUAUAGGAAAAAAUUCAGUUUACUGUAAAGAAUCAUAAGAAUUUUUUUAAAUUUAUCUCUACGUCCGUCAUUAAUAUUUGGAUCCAAAUUUCAUUAAUCCAAAAUGGAAUCGCUUUGAUCAGCAAGAUAAAUAUACAACUCUUCAUCGGGUAAGCCUAUAUUCAAAUAGUUCAGACAUUCGAAGCGGUGCUGACGAGUGAACAAUGGCUUCGCGGCGUGAACGUGACGCCAGUGAGACACGAAUUGAUGAAGACAGAUGAAGUGUUCGAGCCGUUGUCGGAGAUCUCGGUGCAGGUAAGCCUUCCUAAGGUGGGCAGUUCAAACGAAGCUUCAGGCCGAGGAGAACGUCGUUCUUCCGCCGGUGCACCUCGCAUUCGUGGGUGACGCCGUCGUCGGUCGCAAAACUAGGUUCCUUGAAGAGUAGCUAAAUAUGUUCUUUUGAAUUUAGGCACAAAAUGAGUGUUCCUUGCCAUUUCGAUGAGGCUUUUCCAUUCGACGUGCACAACUGCGAUGUCUGCUUUCUAGCAAGUCUGUUUAAUACCUUUUGGGAAACCAUCCAUAGAGUCUUGAAAGUGCAACUCCACUUGAAAAUAAAAUUGUUUAACUAGCAUCAUGUUUAGCGAAAUCAUCGACAGAUGAGCUCCUACUACAGUGGGUCAACUCGGGGGCAAUAACGGUACACCCGCGGCUCAAAAUAGCCAACUUAUACAUUAGCUCUGUAGUUGUAGAGUCGAAUAACUUCGAAACAGGCUUUUCUUAAGGUAACUCCACGAACAAAAACGCAUCAAGUCUCUUUGCCAUCAAAAUAUGCUUCUUCUUCCCUUCAAAGUAGGUUUGAUACCUGAAUCAGGUAAAAGUUCUGAUCAGUCUGCGUAAUCUUUCCACUCACCGGCGCGGUCAGAAGAUCAGCAAUGAAUAUUUGUUUUGUAUUUUUAGUCAUAAAUGUAAUCGACUAGGCGGUCAAAAACUUUCAAAGUUAUAACGAACAACCGUUUUUAAUAACUUCAAAAGUUCAAAGCCUUCGGCAAACUAGAAUAUCAAACGUGUAGUCGAUCAAGUUGAAGUAUGGUCUAACGGUCCUUCGCCUUGCUCUUCUGCGCGUAGUCCAUUCAGUUGCAACUUGAUGAGCACAGAAAAUAGCGGAAUUGUCGCUGGAACCAGUAGACUGUGCUCUAGGUGGAAACCUCAAAAUGAGACCACUUUGAGUCAAGACUUACACGGAUUAUGGAAAUAGUACAAAACUGAAGGAUGAGGAAAAGAGCCACACUUUCAAAGGUUUAAAAUACAUAAACCAACCAAGAUUAGAACUGAAACGGUACUAAUUCCUGGAGCUUCGGUAUGAACUUUGAAAGAAAGUUGACAAAUAUAAUUUCAAAAAAAAAAGAAAUUUGGAAAUUUACAGGAUCUCACUCGUCAGCAUGCGUAGUUUUGCAGCUGCGUAGAGUUUUGAGUAUCUGCGUGAUCCGUUUCUUUCUCCCGUCUUCGGCCUUGUUCCUCCUGGCGACGUGCGCGUCCUUCAUCUCCCGUUCCGAAGUCACCUGUCGUAUUCUGUUGAUAACCGUGUCAAUGCUCUCGCAGCUCGUCUUGGUUAGUAUAAAUAAACAAUAGAAAAAAAAUAAUCUAGUUUAAAACUAUCAGAGUUGAAUUGCAGGUCUCGUCUUUUCUGAAAACUUUUCCAUCAACGUCGACAAUAUCUGCACUAGAUAUUUGGAUCUUACUUUUAAUUGCUCAAUACUGCUUUUUCAUAGCUCUGGUUGGUAUAAAUGGAAGUCGCGAUCAUGAACUUUUCAAGGAAUUGGUGGUCAUUUGGACAGAAGAAAACGCUAAAAAAUAUAAAAGAUUAAUGAAUGAGUCGUCAGACGUUAGAGAAGUUUGACAAGCCUCAAUGGAACUAUUAAAAAAAGAUUUUUUUCAGAAGAGCAGAAGUAGACACGAAAGAAUAGCCUCCAAACAACUUUUUUAUCGAGAAGGCAGCAAGGUGAAUUUUUUUUCUUGUGCGUUUAUACCAAAAUCGAAGCGAUCGGAUGAGAUUCAAGAAUUGCUUUGCGGUCCCUAUUUGGAUGUUUGAAAUGAAGAAUCUUACUCAAAAGAUGUUUUUAUGAAAUCAAGGAACAAUAUAUGACUUACAGGCAAGUAGUUGCGAGCCUCCGAGUAACGUUUAUUCGACGCCCUUCCGCAAGUCGCACGAUGCUAGCACGCUUCUUGGAGCGCGGGUUCAACUAGUCGAAAGAGUUCUUCUCCCUACCAUACAUUUUUUUUCGGUUGCAUUUUAUUUCGGUUACUACCAACUGAUCUCUGUUUGA
This is a messenger RNA of Caenorhabditis auriculariae, 2913 nucleotides long. The record is from the annotation of a GenBank genome assembly. Lineage: Eukaryota; Metazoa; Nematoda; Chromadorea; Rhabditida; Rhabditidae.